ACGCAUUGUUGAGGCACAGUCCGCAAACAGUCCUAGAGUCCAACACUCCUAGGAGGUUUCAGCACUCAAAAUCUAGCCCUACACGGUUGCAAACUAGUAACACCCGACAACGUUCGCUUCAACUAGUGAUCAAACACCGACCGGAAGUGACAUAAGAGUUGUGCAUUUGUGCCCGUGAGCAUUAGUGUGAGUGUGUGUGUCGUGUUCGUUUUUUUUUUGUAGUGAAGUGCAUAUCAAAGUGAACAUCAAAAUGAAGGCAUUCGUGCUGGGAUCUGCUGUGCUGCUGCUGGCCACGGCCACGGCUUCCGCUUCCUACCUCGGUGUGGCGCUGUCGUCGCAGUACCAAGCGCACGACGGUAUCGGUGGCUACUCGUACGGGUACGCCGAGCCGAACUCGCAGAAGCACGAAACGAAGGAUGCGCACGGUAUUACGCACGGUGGCUACUCGUACGUCGAUGCGAACGGACACGUCCAGAGCGUGAAGUACACGGCCGACCCGAUCCACGGUUUCCAGGUGUCGGGCACGAACCUGCCGAAGGGACCGGCCCCGCACGCCGUUGCCGUGCCGGCCUGGAACGCGUACGCCUACGCACCGGUUGUGCUGGGCCACAACGGUGCCCCGAUCGAGACGCCGGAAGUGCAGGCUGCUAAGGCCGCUCACUUCGCCGCUCACGCUGCCGCCAAGGCUCGUCUGCACAAGCGUUCGCUGUACGCACCCUGGACUUACGCUGCCGCUGCCCCGGUUGUGCUUGGACACAAUGGAGUCCCACUGGAUACGCCUGAAGUCGCUCACGCUAAGGCCGAACAUGCUGCCGCUCACGCUAAGGCUCUCGGAUACGGACAUGCCCAGGCUGGACCGAUCCCGGACACGCCCGAAGUUGCCCACGCUAAAGCUGCCCAUGCUGCCGCUCAUGCUGCUGCCCGUGCCAACCAUCAUGCCGUCGCCCCGGUGACCGUUGCUCACUCGCAUGCCGUCCAUGCCGUCAGCCAUGCCGCCCACUACCCGCAGCACAUCCCGGUCAUCAAGAACGGUGUGCCAGUCGAGACGCCGGAAGUGCAGCACGCCAAGGCCGCACACUUUGCUGCUGUCGCUAAGGCUCAGGGAUAUGCGCCCGCUCACGCACACUCGUACUACCCGCAGCACAUCCCGGUCAUCCACAACGGUGUGCCGGUGGAGACGCCCGAAGUGCAGCACGCUAAGGCCGCCCACUACGCCGCCAUCGCGGAGGCUAGUGCACGUGCCGGUUCCGGUGCCUGGGCUCCGGCUGGCCAUGAAGACGAUGGUAGCUACGAUGGCCGAUGGGACAACCACUACUAAAUUGUGAGUCGUCUGACCCGUCUACUGCCGACUUUUCGGUCGCAAAGGACCAAGGACAACACACACACAAACCCUGUUGUAAGCUAACCUAACAAUACUCGAACCAAAUACUCGAACAAUUCUUGCGCCUUCUACCCCUUGUUAUCCAAACGAAGCUACGUGGCAGAUCGCCACCACUUCCAGUAUUACUCGUCCCAAUCGUGUCCCGUUCGCUUCCCGCCAUGCCGGACGAUAUCUCCCGUAAGGUCCCGGCACUAUACCGAUGGAGACUUCCAAGAAUCGUACCCCAACCUCAGCAAGUGCUAGUUUUGAGUGCAACACCUAUAUGCCAUCACCUUUUAUAGAACAGGGAUUGUCUCACGCCUUCCACGGUGCAAUCGCACCGAACAGGGAUGGAUGGAGUUUUCCCGCUUCGUUUUCCAGAAAGGAAUAGCCAUACACUCCCAGAAGAAGGUAGUUAAUUAAGUAAAAGUCUCCAUCACGGACGAGCUGGACUAUGCACCUAAGGUAUAUCACUAGCGCAUGGGUCCUGCAAGCGAAUAGCUGUCAUUCGAUCUUUCCCCCAAAAAAAGAGAUAAGCAGCGAGCCCGUUCCGGCUCCUUUCAAAUUCAACCACGCCUCAGCUAAGCUAACACGCGGAAAGGAAACACCGUACAUACACCGUCCAAGCCCGGAACGUCGAGCGAAGCUUGCAGUGAUGCCGUGCGCCGGACAGACAACCACACAACAGCAGCUCCAUCCUGGUUGUCCGAGCCGCUCGUCCAAAGGCGCAUCUAAACAUCACCGACAACGGUUGUGCCUAACGAAGAAACACCAGCCAACACCACCUCGAACAUGACGCCAACAGUGGGACCUCGGGAUAGCAACGUAAUCAAGCAACUGCAACAUACAUGGAAAAUGUAUUAAAAAAAUAAAAAAAAAACUACAUGACGUUCACCAGCGUGAACAGUGGCGCGUGCCGAGUUGCAUGUAAAACAGAAGCACUCGGCCCAACAGCGCCCAACGUUACCCUUUAUACAGUCCUUCCUUUUAUUACUCGUCUUUUGUUUUUUUUUUGUGUUUUUUCCCCCCCUCAACCCUAUUGCGUUACGAACUUACGAACAAUAAAGAAUUAAAAAAAA
This is a messenger RNA of Anopheles stephensi (Asian malaria mosquito), 2439 nucleotides long. It is a transcript of the gene Cpr92F, whose product is annotated as cuticle protein. Gene Ontology annotation, cellular component: chitin-based extracellular matrix. The transcript has 2 exons. Gene Ontology annotation, molecular function: structural constituent of chitin-based larval cuticle. NCBI's taxonomy places the organism in Eukaryota, Metazoa, Arthropoda, Insecta, Diptera, Culicidae. The record is from RefSeq and is a predicted model, not a curated record. The coding region runs from base 251 to 1318 and encodes 355 amino acids.